AAAUUCAAUUUUUUAUAGAACCAGCUGUAUGGCCUAACACUCAAUUUGAUAUUCAUUUCUUGUUACAUUUAGACGAAAAAAUAUUCGAAAAAAAUGAACACGUUAGUCGUACCUCCGUCUCCGAAUUGGUAUGAAUCAUCUAUUCUAGCUUGUGCCCCAGACAAUACUGUGAUUUAUGGAGCAAGAAAUGACCUAGUCCUGAUUGAAAAUUCUGAUGUUCCAAAUCAGGCUUCCAAGGUUGACAUUAUUUCUAGGGCACAUUCACAGAAAAUAUUGUCUGUGCAUAUAAAUAAAAAUUGGGGGAAACCAAAUAAAUUUGUUGUUUCUGUAUCUGAAGACAAAAUUAUCAAGGUAUGGAACGUAGAAACUCUGAAGAAACAUGCUUCACACAAUGAACAUCUUGCUCAUAGUAAAGUGGUUGGCGCGAAUUUCGCUGGUGACGAUAGAAUUAUCAGUGUAUCAGAAGAUGGGGUCAUAGUUGUUUGGAAUGUAGGGGCUAACAAAACGAUUGUGCUGAAAGACGUGUUCGGCUUCAAAGCUACUGUCACCUGCCUGUCCACUUGUCCUCACGCUCCAUGGAUGACGGCGUUCGGCUUGAAAAAUGGCCUCGUACUUGUGACCGAUUUAAGGAGAAAUGGAACUCUAUUGCACAGGCUAAGAGGUCAUGAUAAGCCUGUGCUCUCUUUAUCUUGGUGUCCAGCACCAAUCAAUAUAUUCCCAACGAAUCCUCGUAAUUGUGUUGGAAUAAAAAAGGAAACUCUUGAUUCGAAUGAUAAAAGUCAUUUGCCCGCAGAAAAUGAAUCUUCUGCUGUAAAAGAUAGUAAUGACCAAAACGGUUCAGAGUCUAGGGACGAUAACACUGCAAAAAAUGACACUCAUCCUUUACUCAAAGUAUACGAUUCUAACGACGAAGAUUCUUCUCAAGUAUUUCAAGAUCUCAAAGAUAAAAUACUUGGUAACAGCAGCCCUGAGGACGUUGAAUCAGAAACUGAUGUAAAAAAUGUUUUAAUUUCAAGAGAUGGAGAAUUAAAAUUGGAAGAUGAGAAUGCUCCACUCACGGUGGCUGACUCUAUAUUGAAUGGAAGUGAAUAUAAACUCAAUGAUUUUUUGAAGGAAUGUCAGGAUCUCGAGAGUAAAAUCAAGGAAAUUAGAGAUGAAAGUGAUAUUCUGUUAAGUUCCACUUCAAAAUACACAAAUCCUUUCAAAAUUCUCUGCAGUGACAUUCCCAUUGAAAAAAUGAGUGAUGCAGUGAACACAAUAGAGGAUUUGAACAUCAAAACGGAUGGCAUCUCUUCAGAACCUUGUGAGAAACUCGAACUUCCAGUUGAAGAAAAAGGAGAAAUUACCGAAAAUAUUAGUAGUGCUGUACAAUCUAGCGAGCAUCAAAUUAUCAGCACAUCAGCUAAUACAAAUGACACUGAAGAAUCUCAAACUGUUGAUCAGGACCAGGAUGAAGUAGAAUCAGCUCCUGUUAUUGAAGUUAUUGACAAACAGUCUACUGAACUGAGAACUGAUGAAACCAAAGUUGAUGUUGAAACUAAAACUGAUGAACAACGGUGCGUAGAUGAUAGCCCAGCAAUACAUGAUGAAAAAACAGUUAAUGGCAUGAAAACAUGUGAAGAAGUAGGUCGAAAAAUAACCACAAAAGAAAUAGAAGAAGAACAACCAAGGAAAGAGUAUUUAUUGGCUUCUGCGGCAAGAGAAGGGAAUAUUUAUAUCUGGAGAGCUGGAUCGGAUGGAAGAAUGCAGAAUUUCAUGUGUGUUCCCAACAUUAAUAAGUCCAGUCAUCGAAGAUCCUCCUCCUCUUUUGACAAGAUAUGGAUAACUCUAUGUUGGGCUUCACCCACCACACUGCUAUCUUCAUCGAGAUCCUCUGAACUGCUACAGUGGCCUCUUCCAAAACCCAUGGACAAAUCUAAACAAAUGAGUCUAGUUCACAAAGACCACAACACGUUGUUGUUCUCCAUAGCGGCUCCUGUCUCUUACUCCGACGAAUUCAAUUGGUUGGAAAAGAGACAAAUGAACGCGUGGACCUUGGGACAGGACCGUUUGUUGUUGAACACGAGCCUGUGUAACGAAAAAACGAAUUUGGCUUGCUAUCCUACGUUCGGGGGCUCCGUACAUUGCCUGCAGCUGUCACCCGUCGAUCCGAAUAGAUUAGCCAUUGGGUCUGCCGAUGGGUUCAUCAGAAUUUUGGAUUUGAGCCGGCCUCACGUCAAACAAAUAAUAAUGACAACAUUCUAUCAAAAAAUACAAAGCAGAGUAGAAUCUCUGGCCUGGCAUCCUGAGAAUGAGUUGCUCUUGGCAUUCGGCACAUCAGAAGGACGGGUGGGAUAUCUCGAUAGCAAUAAUACAUCAAAGUCUCCUGUUCUUUUGCCACAUUUCUUCAAAUCGCAGAUUUACAAAUUAGAAUGGGGUCCAAUUCCUGGCAAUAAGCAACAAUUUGGUUUGUAUGCCGUUGCUGAAGGAAAAUUAGUUGUAUUCAAUACAUCUAAAAAAUCUGAAAACGAACCCACAGAAAUAGACAAACCCGAGAAGACAAUCAUCUACUCUUUUGCCUGGAAGCCGGAUUACUCGAUACUUCUCGUCUCCACCAAAGCCGGCUUUCUCAUCGUUUAUUCCCCGGAAUUGAAAAUUCUCCGCAAACAUUACUUCCCGCAGCGCAUUCAGGAAAUCCUGUGGCAUCCCAACGCUGCUCUUCACGGCGACAGUCCAGCGCAGGCGCAGUCGUGCUGGUUCGCCGCCAUCACCAACUUCAAGAACGUCACCGUGUACGAUUUCGACGAGGCGAGGGCGAGCGACAGCGACGACGACAGGGUGGUCGCCGUUUACGAGGGCGCUGGUGACGUGGUCAGCUGUAUUUCGUGGAGUCCGCACAAGGAUUACGAGUUGGUGAUCGGCAACGAGAACGGGAUCGUUCAGAUCUGGGAUACCAAUACCAAAGAAUUCAUUUCCACGUAUGUGACUCCAAAUUUUGCCGCAAAUUUGACAGCUUUAUGGAGUCCGGUUGAUCCAGACUUUAUGAUAUCUGGCAGUAGAGAUUCAGCUUUAAGAAUAUGGAGGAUAUCUGAACAUGCACCGAAGAAUGAAAUUGAACUUAUGGAGACAAGGAAGACAGUUCUGAAAAAAAUGAUGAUUGAGUCCGCAGAUCUCUUGCCUAAAAUAAAGAAACCACAAGAUUCAGCCACAAUAGUGAAAAAAACCAACAAAAAUGUUCUGCUUCCAAAGUUCCCAAUAGCAGCUGGACAAUCUGUUGAUGGUCUCAGAAAGUUGUUACAAUGGAAAGAAGACCCAUCUAGCGUUGAAAGCUCCACGGAGAAUGGCGGCGAACUCACUGUAUUUGAUGUAUUUGGAACAAAUAAGGAUAUGUUGAAGUUAGUCAAUACCAAUGAAACUGUGCACAAGCAAAACGGGAAGUAUAGCUUGAAUGCCAUGCUGACAAUGUUCAGAGGGGAUCUUAGUUCUACUAUCAAAGAAGCGAUCGACGAAAAACGUGUUGAUCAAUGGAUUAUUUCUCUUGCACCUAUGGUUUCCUCCAAGUUAUGGCAAGCGGCAUGCGAAACUUACGCUCACCAACUUUCUGAACAGUCAGAUACUAAUCCCUUGGAAGUAGCGACGUAUUUCUUAGCUUGUCACAAAGUCGAGCAAGCCAUAAACUGUCUUUGCGAGGCUCAGAUGUUCAAGGAAGCGUUGGCAUUAGCGAAAUGUCGCUUCACGGAAAACGACGUUGCCGUACAAGAGGUUCUGGACAAAUGGGCCAAACACUCGGUGUAUGUGGGGAAUUUCGAGAUUGCUGCCCAAUGCUUUAUUGUCCUGGGAAAAUAUGAAGAAGCUGCUUCAGUUCUCUUCAGAAGAUCCGACAUCGAAACAAUGGAAUUUGCUGCUGAAUUGGCUGAAAAGUCCGGGAACGUAGAGCUACAUAAAGCGGCACUUUUCAGAUACAAAUCUUUCCUAGCCGAAAGUAGUGGGGAAAAUGGCGACAAAGAAAAACAAGAAAUGUCCACCAUAGCGGAAAUAUCUAUGGAUGGGAAUGAAAUAGUUGGAACCGCAAAUGGAGAUGAAAAUCUGAGUACUGGAACUAGUAAAAAUAUUGAUAAUUUGGAGAAUGUGUCUCAAGAAGAAAUACUUCCACGAAAGACUGAAAAAGACGAUGCAAAUAAAACUGGAGAUACAGAUGUGGUUCAAGAACAUGGAACAGAAGAACAAGGAGAAACAGAUCUAGUAGUUGAAACUGCAAAUGAAGAUAAAAAUCCGAGUACUGAAACUAGUAGAAAUAUGGAUAAUGUGGAGAAUGUGUCUCAAGAAGAAAUAGUUUUACAAAAGACUGAAAAAGACGAUGCAGAUAAAACUGGAGAUACAGAUGUAGUAGUUCAAGAACAGAGAACCGACAUACAAGGAGAAACAGAUCUAUUAAUUCAAAAUCCAAAUGAAGAAAUUCCACAAGAUGAUAAUGCAUUAGUUCCAAGCAAAGCAGAAGAAACUUUGCAACUAAAUGCACAGAUUUCCCAAAAUAAAGCUCCAGAGGAAAUAGUUCCACAAAAGACUGAAACAGAAGAUAAGACUGUCAAAACAAAAAUGCAAGACGUAGUGGAGGAAAAUAAUGAAGGAGUUUCACAAAACGGCACUCCUUGUUUGGUACCCAAUGUAGAAAAAACUCUAUCAAAAGAGGAAACGAAUCACCAAAGUGAAUGUGCAAGUGGAGAACUAAUAAACACUGACUCUUCUGAAAAGGAAAAUGAUGUGGACAAAACUGAAGAACAUGAAGGAAUUUCCAAAAACCAAAUUCCCCGAAGAAAUGUAGUUGAGGUACACAAUAAAGAGGUACCACAAAAUGGCACUGUUUGUUUACUACCCAACACAGUGGACACAAAUUCAGUACAGGAAGAAAAUCUUCCCGAGAGUGAAUCUGCAAAUGGGAUAAAAAUGAACACUGGUUCUUGUGAGAAGAAAAAUGUUUUGUCAGGGACAAACAACAAUAAUGAAGGAAUUAUUGAAGUUGAAACCUUAGAAGAAGAAAUACAAGAAGUAGUUCAACAAGGAUCAGAGGGAAAAAAAGUUGCGCAAAAAUCCACGAGUAGAAAUAAGAAAAAACAUAGGAAACAUUAGGCCAAUGUCUGAUAAAGACAGUUUACCCAACAAAUAUUAAGCGAUAAACCUUUUGUUUUAUUUGUUAAUGGAGAUUUUUUUUAAAUUUCGAAGAAAUUUUAUUUUUUGUACUGAGUACACGUUAUUUUUGUUCUUACUUAUGAUAAGUCAAUAAAAAGUUAUUUUUG
This is a messenger RNA of Phaedon cochleariae (mustard beetle), 5273 nucleotides long. NCBI's taxonomy places the organism in Eukaryota, Metazoa, Arthropoda, Insecta, Coleoptera, Chrysomelidae. The record is from the annotation of a GenBank genome assembly.